AUGGCACAGUGUGUCUGUAUUAUUCCAGAACGUGACAGAAAAGCGAACAAACUGUGCAGCGACCAUCAUGAGGCAGCAAGGUGCACGAACGAACUUGUGCGCAAAAUGGAGGUGGCACUGGAGCACAAUGACGAGUGUGGCUGUGGUGUCACGUGUGGGUGUGGGGUGGUAGUUGGUGUGGUUUGUGGAGGGGUUAUGUUACGCUCCGUAGAGUGGAGUUGCAAAGAGUCUGGACAUGAUGUCGGCCCGGAUGUGUUCGGUCGUGCCGUGGUCGACUUGGGUGUUGGUGAAGAAGUUGCGGAGGGAAAGGAGAAGGAGGAGGGGGAGGAGUGUGUUGGUGUGGCGGUUGGUACUGCAGCAGAGCCUGGUGCAACCUCUGAUAUGUCUUCAAGUGAUGCCAAAUGGCUUAUCUACGCUCACUCUCUUUGUUGA
This is a messenger RNA of Mesocestoides corti, 432 nucleotides long. Lineage: Eukaryota; Metazoa; Platyhelminthes; Cestoda; Cyclophyllidea; Mesocestoididae. The record is from the annotation of a GenBank genome assembly.